CAAAUGGGCGUUUUUAUUUCCACAUGAACAGCUCCUUACUGUUUACAGGAUAUGAACAAAAUGGCGUCUGACUACGAUGAACCGAUAUCCGAUCAAGAGAAGGUUCGCAUAGUGUCAGAUUUCAUCUUGUUAGCACCGCCUGGAGAGUUCAAUGAGGUUUUUAAUGAUGUUCGCACGCUUCUGAGCAAUGACACAUUAUUACGAGAAGGUGCUUCCAGUGCCUUUGCUCAGUACAACAAGGACCAGUUGACUCCAGUAGAUAUUGAAGGGUCGGACCACAAGGCACUUAUCACCCACUACAAUGACCUGGGCGAGGGUCGGUUCUACGACCCCCGUGCGAAACGGUCCUUCCGGUACGACCACCUACGGAAGGAGGCCAGUGAUUUCCAGCCGUUCACGGGUGCCGGACCUGGGGGUGACUCUGGACAGGGGGAGACAUGGAGAAGUGCCUUUGAGGAUGCCUGGUCCUACUAUGCUCGGGAUCACUACAGGCAUGGAGCAUCGGCCAUCUUCGACCAGAGUGAUGGACAGCAGAUCACUUUAGUCGCCUGUCUAGAGGACCACCAGUUCCAGUCGCAGAACUUCUGGAAUGGCCGUUGGAGAAGUAUAUGGACAGUAAAUUUCACCGUAGGAGCAUCUACUGCUGAUGUAAAAGGGUUGGUUAAAGUACAGGUUCACUACUAUGAAGAUGGCAAUGUUCAGCUGGUGAGCUCCAAAGAAAUAAAGUCAACUUUAGCAAUCACGAAUGAACAGCAGGCCGCAAAGGAAUUUGUGCAGAUAGUGGGAGAUGCAGAAAAUGAGUACCAGCAAGCCAUAUCCGAGAACUACCAGACUAUGUCUGAAACUACCUUCAAGGCUCUGAGGCGCCAGCUUCCACUCACGCGAACCAAAAUCGAUUGGACCAAGAUCCUAAACUACAAGAUUGGCUCGGAGCUGAAGCACCACUGAGUUCAUGUUCAGUUCCUUUCUUUGAUUUCUUUUUUUUGUUGUUGUGUUUGUCCACUUCAUUGCUGCCUUUUGCCCAGCGUUUGUUGAAUGGGUAUAUAAACAACAUCGCUUCUGUGAUUACAGCAGACUCUGCAAAACAAAUCAAUCUCGGCACAAUCCUUUUUGUGCUGCGGAUUCCAGCGCAAUUGUUUCAACCGAGCAAUGAACAGGGUGUGUGCUAAGUGGCUUUUCCACACUUAACUUGUAGUCCACCUAACUGGCGAGCUUCCGGUGGCGCACAUUACGGGUGCGAAAGCUGCAGGAAAAUCUUUAAAAAAUUAACGGAGCCAGAAAACAUCAGCUUCCGUGUGCUAAAAUAGGUCUCAGGAGAGUUGCAUUCAGGUACCACUAGGGGAGCUGUAGGUGCAGAAACUGAAACUAUGUCCCAUAUGGAUACUCAUCAGUAGUGCCCCUAGCAAUACCUGCACACGAUUCUCCUGAGACCACCAUAUUGACCACAUUCUAACGCGUGGAAGCCAUGUUUCCAUGGCUGUUUAUUUUUUAAAUUUCUUUUUCACGCUGAGUACAGCUUCCGCAAUUUUUCUUUAGCUUUAGCACGUAUAAAUGCGCCACCAGAAGUUCGGCAGUUACGUAGACAAUGGAUUAAGUGUGCAAAUAAUGCCACUCGGGUUCGUCUGCACACACCCUGUACAAUCGCCAGCAGGAUGACAGGCCUUGCCGCCAGGGUAUUACGCCUCCUGGAACGUGGAACAUUCCGAACCCACUCAACAGGGUGCUGUGCGUAACUACUACUGUUCGGCACCAAGUCGCUAAUGUGCUCCCCCUACUGUUCCAGUUGGCGCUUACAUGAAAUGCGCCAAUAGCUUCGAUAUGUUUAAUUUGUAAAUUUGUUUUUACGUUUCGUUUUUGUGCUUACGAAAGUGAAGAUGGCAAAAAGAAGAAAUGGAUAUGACAAGUUUUUUUAUUUAUUUCGUAAAUUUUUUUGUUGGUGGGGGGUGGAACUGGCGACGCUUCGAUUUUUUUCCCACGGGAGCGUCGCUCUUGUUGUGGUAACGAAUGAGGAAAACAAUUUUUAAAAAUUGUGUUGCGAAAGUGAUGAGAGAUGAAGGGUGGUAUUGUUACGGCGAGGAUUCAUGUUAAAUAAACUAAAGCAAUUUUU
Ornithodoros turicata is the source of this 2107-nucleotide messenger RNA. RefSeq names its product F-actin-capping protein subunit alpha-like (gene cpa). Gene Ontology annotation, cellular component: F-actin capping protein complex; actin cortical patch. NCBI's taxonomy places the organism in Eukaryota, Metazoa, Arthropoda, Arachnida, Ixodida, Argasidae. Gene Ontology annotation, molecular function: actin filament binding. The record is from RefSeq and is a predicted model, not a curated record. Gene Ontology annotation, biological process: actin cytoskeleton organization; barbed-end actin filament capping. Bases 52 to 948 code for a protein of 298 amino acids. The transcript has 9 exons.